Molecule: messenger RNA, 4577 nt
Organism: Chionomys nivalis (European snow vole)
Lineage: Eukaryota; Metazoa; Chordata; Mammalia; Rodentia; Cricetidae
Gene: Rrp1b
Product: ribosomal RNA processing 1B
Exons: 16
Coding region: 31-2268 (745 amino acids)
Biological process (GO): rRNA processing
Cellular component (GO): nucleus; preribosome, large subunit precursor; preribosome, small subunit precursor
Source: RefSeq, a predicted model, not a curated record
GCGCAGCCUGGGGAUGCAGGAGCUGGUGCGAUGGCUCCCGCCAUGCAGUCGGCCGAGCUCCAGUUCGCCCAGCGGCUGGCCUCCAGCGAGAAGGGUGUCCGCGACCGCGCAGUGAGGAAGCUGCGGCAGUAUCUCAGCGCGAGGACGCAGAGCGACACAGGAGGUUUCAGUCAGGACGAACUCCUAAAAAUAUGGAGAGGACUCUUCUACUGCAUGUGGGUUCAGGACGAACCCCUUCUGCAGGAGGAGCUAGCGAACAUUAUCUCCCAACUCAUCCAUGUUGUUCACAGCUCAGAGGCUCAACACCUGUUCCUUCAGACCUUCUGGCAGACCAUGAACCGAGAGUGGGAAGAAACAACAGACAAGCUACAGCUGGACAAGUACUGCAUGUUGAUCCACCUGGUCCUGAGGCAGUCCUUUGAAGUUCUCAAGGGGAAGGCCUGGGAAGAAAGCCAAAUCAAACUUUUCCUGGACGUCCUGAUGAAGGAGAUCCUGAGUCCCGAGAGUCAGUCUUCUGACGGAGUGAGAGCCCACUUGAUUGAUGCUUAUUUGGAUGAGCUUUCCAUUGUGGGAGGGAGAGAGCUUUUAGCGGAUCAGAACCUCAAGCUAAUUGAUCCAUUCUGCAGAAUUGCCGCCAAAACUAAGGACCACGCACUGGUACAGACUAUAGCUAGGGAUGUUUUUGAAGUCAUUAUAGAUCAGUCUGCUUUUGUACCUGAAGAGACUGUGGAGGAGCAGAGAACCAAAGUGGGUGACAGUGGCCUCUCUGCCCGAGAAACCCCUGCAGACAAGCUGGCCUACACAAAAGCAGUCUGCGGGAAGAAGGCUGCACCAGGUGAAUGCCUCGGAGAUGGAGCCCUUGGCAACAGAGAAAGAGACGGCUGCGCAGCUUUCAAGAAUUCAGGGUCAUCUCUCCAGUUUGACUUAAAGGCUGUUGCUGAUCGACUCUCGAAAAUAGCCAACUCAAAGAGCACCCCUCCCUUCAACCGGAAGCGGCUCUUCAGACUGAUCAGAAAGUUCCAGAACCUCUCUGAAGGCAAUAGUGCUCAACUCAGUUUUGCUCAGGACGUUAGUACUGAUGAAAAUGGUCAAGCCCUCGGUCAGAGGAAGCACAAGAAGAAAAGAAAGAAGCUUUUAGAGAGAGCCGCCUUGGACAUGGAGAAAGGAAACACAGUCUCUCUUGAUGGUGAAGAGGACAGUGGAGGCAACAUUCCCAAGAAGAAAAGGAAAAAGAAGAAGAAGAGCCACUUCCAGGCUGAGACUCAGGACCUGGGUGCUAUUACCAUGCCCCCAGCAGGUAGUACCGACCUUGAGCCCAACAAUGCCAAGAGGCAGACCCCACAGGCACGUGUGGCUGGGCCUGCAGCAGAGCCCACAGCUAGCAUCCAGGAGAACAGCUCCGAGCCAACACCCAUCUUUCCCACGCACAAGAAAAGGAAGCGGCCAAGAAAGAAGAGCCUAAGGGCCCACAGAGAGCUUUGGAAAUGUACCCCUUUGUCUCAGGAGGAUGUAGCAGAGAAUGAUCCUAGCAGUGACCGUCCCCAGAGCUCUGCUGCCCAAGUUUCUUCCUCAGAACGUGUCCAACGGAAGAGGAAACGGAAACUCGGGGCUGUCCCUGUCAACAGUGGUGGCUUGACUGUGCAGAAGGCAGGCACCCCAACAAGCCCUAGUGAAGAGAAAGAUAGCCAGACCAUCCUGCCCCAGUGCAAGAGGCCACAGAAGAAGACAGUGUCCUGCAGUCUUGACCUCCAUGAUCUGUCCAGUCAAAAAUCAGCAAUCUUAAAAAAGAGGAAGAAAAUGAAGCUGAUGUCAAAGUUGGUGGAACACAACGGAGUAACUGAGUCCAGCGCCGGGCAGAUCCCAGCUCUGGAAAGCAACAGGACUCUGAAAAGGCCACUGAAAACGGAGGAUGACUUUGUGAAGUUCGACACCCACUUCUUACCAAAGCCCCUGUUCUUCAGGAAAGCGAAGAGCAGCUCUGCCAUCCGUCCCCAAAGUCCUGCUGUCCAGCUGAAUAAAACACCCUCCAGCUCCAAGAAAGUCACCUUUGGAUUGAAUAGAAACAUGACUGCAGAAUUCAAGAAGACAGACAAGAGUAUCCUGGUCAGCCCCACAGGCCUCUCCAGAGUGGCCUUUAACCCUGAGCAGAGGCCGCUGCACGGAGUGCUGAAGACGCCAACCAGCUCCCCCGCCAGCACUCCUACAUCAACCAUGAAGCUACCGGCCACCACUCCGAAAAGAAGGCCAAGGGCUGCGGACUUUUUCUGAGAGCCAGCGUCCCUUUUUAAAGACUGCUUUUAUACUGGAUAUUCUAUAAAUUAUAACUUUUAAAUGUGGGCUUUUUAAUUAUUUUACAAAUCCCCGUGAAUGGGGCGAAUGUUCCAGGCCUGAGCUGCUGUCCCUGUCCCUCCUUGCCUGAGGUGCAGGCCAUGGUUCUGGUCUGAGUCCAUGCACACACACACACACACACGAGGAGGACUAAGUGAUGUGGGUAUAAGAAGCCCCUCUCCUCCGUGCCCGUCGCUGCACCUACCGCAGUCAGUGCCGUUCUGGUUACUUGUCUAAGUCUGCCCUUGUGAAAGCAUGUCAGCUUCGGGCCCAUUCUGUGGAUUCUGUGGGCGUUUGGCUGUUUCUCUUGAAUGAGCAAUAGUGUAGCUUUUCUACGUGUGACCAGCACGGGGUGGACAGGUGCGGGGUGGAGAAAAGCCACUCUGUCCAUGAGGCUUUUUCUCCUCAGCCUGACCUGUCCCUGUCCGUCUUCCUACCUCUAUAGCAAGCCCAAAGUGUCUUUUCAGGAGGGCCAGUGCCCCCAGGCUGCUGCCCACACUAGCACAGUUUCCCAGACCUCGGGCUUUUUUUUGGUUUUUCGAGACAGGGUUUCUCUGUGGUUUUGGAGCCUGUCCUGGAACUAGCUCUUGUAGACCAGGCUGGUCUCGAACUCACAGAGAUCUGCCUGCCUCUGCCUCCCAAGUGCUGGGAUUAAAGCCGUGCGCCACCACCGCCCGGCUCGGGCAUAGUUCUUAAGCUCAGUAAGUGAGCCCAGGGCCUCUCUGGCUGCAUCUGCUUUUUUUUUUCUCCAGUGUUGUCUGGACCCCAGGCUCUUGGCAGAACAGGAAGUUUUCCGCCUGGAAGUGCAUGUGCUGGCAGCUGUUACCUAGAACACAAGCACCUGUAUCCGCUGUUUUCUACAACUCUUUGAGCUUGCAUUAGCGCAGAGUUCCGGGGAGACGCUCAGGCUUCCAUUGAAACAAAUCUGACUUCUUUUUCAGAGCAAAGCCUGCUUGGCAAUUGACCUUGUCUAAGGAAACUACCUUGGGUCUGAAGGGUGGAGCCUCAGGAAGGGGCACAGCCUGAGGCCCAGAUCCUCCUGGUUUUGCCUUGAGGCCCUGGCUCCCAAGCACUCAGAGUGCUAUCGGUUUGCCCUAUGCUCAGGGUAUGCCCGGGUACCUCCAACUCUGUGCACCCUUGUGCAGAAGCCCCAGUAGAGGAUGGCAGGUCACUACUGCAGGGAUCGCAGAGUUGCUACGUCUGCCUCUGGCUUUACUCCUAAACACAGUCGAGGGGUCCGCUUCCUGCUGUUGGACCAACUGACUCAUGGAUAACAUUCCUGAGAGGAAUGAAAUGACUUUGUCUUUUGCCUGCUCAGUAAUGAAGUAUAUCAUUAGGCCAUGAAAAAUAGAGAUAUUAUGCUGUUGUCAGAAUAGGUCGUGUGCAGUGUGACUUGUGAUGGCAUGACCAGUGUGCUGAGUUUUGACAGUCAUACUCAAAACAAAACCUGUGUAGAAAAGAUUAAGGUUAAGGCAGCAACUGCCGUUAGCUUUUCAUUUAAAAAGUUCAACAUGUCCAGUAAUUUUUUUUUUCAUUUUAAAGUUAUGUUAUAUAGCCAAGUUUUGUGAAGCAGCAGGCAGCGGUGGUAGAAACAUCUGCAGCAUUUUCACACUAGCUACCUAUCCUCAGGGACCAGUGAGCAUCCUGGAAGCACAUGUAAUUCCUGCUGAAAUUACUCCCAGGGCAGAGGGCAACCUCUGAGUGCUGGGUGUACAGGUGGGCACUACUGUGCCAGACCAAGACUUUUGAUUUUAUUUCUUAUGCGCACAACACAGGGAGGCUCUGCCACGUGAAGGAGUACAUUUAGGAUGCUAUCAUUGUCCUUGAUGUGUGUUAUUUCCUCAAGUAAAAUUGCCGGGGAGGCCAGAGAAGCAGAUCUUAGUGCUGGUGACCUAAAUAGCACUUGGGAAGAUGAUGGUCUUAGUAGUGCGGAUGUGGUCAUUUUUACAGUUUAAUUUCAAACUUACUUUUUUCUCCCAGCUCCCCACGAGCUCUCAUGUAUCCCAUGUGGCCCCACACUGGUGGUCGUCCUGCCUCAUCCUCCCUAGUGCUGGGACACAGUCCCCUUUCCAAACUGAAGCACAGGGAGCCUGAGGGAUCAGGAAGCAGUGGCCUCCCUGGGAAGUAGGUUUGUGUUCUCUCUGGAUCACCAACUGCCCACAGUGUAGUUUGUUUACGAUCAAAUUGUAUUGGUUUCUCCAGGACUUGUCGGUACAAAUCAAAGCCAAGAGCAAUUAAAAGAAUUAUGU